AUGGGGGUGGUCACAGAAGGACACAAGGAGGAGCUUCGGCCAUGGAGCUCGGUCGGCUAUAGAGACGCCCUUCUGGUUUCAGUUUCCUUGCUGUUUGCUUCCGGGCUAAGUCUCCCGGAAGCAGGAAGGCCAAAGGCAGGAGGGAGUAGAUUGCGAGUAGGGCCGGGAGGCGGAGGUGGAGGCAGCGGCAGAUCCGCGCGGAGCCUGCGAGGGCUGGCGGCAGGGAUGGUGCAGUCGCCCUUGCUGCUGCUUCAGCUUCUUCUGGCCGCGAUCGCGCCACGAGGAGCCGCAGAGCUCACAGAUGGCAACAGCGAGCACUUAAAACGGGAGCAUUCGCUCAUCAAGCCUUACCAGGGGGUUGGCUCCAGUUCAAUGCCCCUCUGGGAUUUUCAAGGGAGCACCAUGCUGACUAGCCAGUAUGUUCGAUUGACCCCUGAUGAGCGCAGCAAGGAGGGCUCUAUCUGGAACCGAGUGCCCUGCUUUCUAAAGGAUUGGGAGCUCCAUGUUCACUUCAAGAUACAUGGAAUAGGGAAGAAGAAUCUGCAUGGGGAUGGAUUUGCACUGUGGUACACUCGGGAGCGCCUUACUGCAGGCCCUGUCUUUGGCAGCAAAGACAAUUUCCAUGGAUUGGCCAUUUUCCUGGACACAUAUCCAAAUGAUGAAGCUACAGAGCGUGUAUUCCCAUACAUCUCUGCCAUGGUGAACAAUGGAUCCCUGACCUAUGACCAUAGUAAGGAUGGCCGCUGGACCGAGCUGGCAGGUUGCACAGCUGACAUCCGCAAUCAGAACCAUGACACAUUUUUGGCUGUCCGUUACUCUCGGGGACGUCUGACAGUGAUGACUGAUGUGGAGGACAAAAAUGAAUGGAAAAACUGCUUUGAUGUUGCAGGAGUCCGACUACCCACUGGUUACUUUUUUGGGGCUUCUGCUGGUACAGGAGAUCUAUCUGACAAUCAUGAUAUCAUCUCAAUGAAAUUGUUCCAACUUAUGGUGGAUCAUCCACCAGAGGAAGAAAACAUUGACUGGACAAAGAUUGAGCCUAGUGUCAGCCUGCUCAAAUCACCCAAAGAUAAUGUGGAUGACCCCACAGGAAAUUUCCGUAGUGGGCCGCUUACAGGCUGGAAGGUGUUCUUGUUGCUUCUGUGCUCUCUGCUUGGCAUCAUUGUGUGUGCCGUGGUGGGGGCUGUGGUCUUUCAGAAACGCCAGGAACGGAACAAACGAUUUUACUAGCAGUGGAGUGGGUCCAGAUUUUGGGUAUUUGGGGAAUAUUUUUUACAGGGGGAGGGAGAAUUGUAUAGACUCUGGUUUCUAAGAGGCUCUUUCAGAGAAUUAUAUGGAAUAUUUUCAUAUCUUUCAUUUCCUGGCCAUACUAGCCAGGUAAUCUGUGUCAAACAAUCAGGAAAGUAGGGUGCAGCCCUAUUGAGAGCCUGCUUUUCUCUUUCUGAAUGCUAUUCAGAGUCAACAGCCCCUCUUUUAAAACCAAGUAAAAUAAAGGAAAAUGGUACACAAAACUGUGGUUAAAAAUGGUAAGUAUUCCUCUUCUGUGGGGCAUGGUUUUGCAUGCCAGUUUUUGCUGGUGUUUUCUUUAACAGAGAGGUGUUUCUAAAGUCCUGCUAACUCUGCUGGAGGCAAUUGUCUUGCCUGGCCCAUAAAUCCACUUCAAGGUGGGUCCUAUGAAUUGAAUGUAUUCUGUAGUCUCACUGGUCCUGAAACUUCCUUUUAUUGCCAGCUAUUUCUGUAUUGCUUGGAGUGAGACUAAAGUACACCAAAACAAUUGGUGGCUAUCAAAUGUGAUUUUCCUCUAUUGUGAUGGAAAGUGUGAUUGCAUUGGUUUGGGAGAGCAGGGCUUGAUUUUCCAGUUGCUGUGGAGUUUGUGCCACAGCUUGAAUGCAGAAGCUCAAACUUCAUAUCUUCAAGCAUCUAAGAUGAGUGAUUUGGGUUUCAGUGUUGUUCUUUGUCACAGCACAUAGCUGCGUGUGCAUUUGAAAGAUGAUAGAUUGAAGGUAUGUGAAAUAAAAUGGAAAACUGAUUUUA
Molecule: messenger RNA, 2034 nt
Organism: Varanus komodoensis (Komodo dragon)
Lineage: Eukaryota; Metazoa; Chordata; Lepidosauria; Squamata; Varanidae
Gene: LMAN2
Product: lectin, mannose binding 2
Biological process (GO): Golgi organization; endoplasmic reticulum organization; endoplasmic reticulum to Golgi vesicle-mediated transport
Cellular component (GO): Golgi membrane; endoplasmic reticulum membrane; endoplasmic reticulum-Golgi intermediate compartment
Molecular function (GO): D-mannose binding
Source: RefSeq, a predicted model, not a curated record